Molecule: messenger RNA, 1651 nt
Organism: Paramecium sonneborni
Lineage: Eukaryota; Ciliophora; Oligohymenophorea; Peniculida; Parameciidae
Source: the annotation of a GenBank genome assembly
AUUAAUUAUGUAGUAAAUCGAAAAGGAAGAAGAAAUCUUUAAUGAUGAUAAAUUGAUUGAAAUCAUUCAAAAAAUCAUUGUUGGAGUUAAUGGAUUUGUCGAUUUAAAGUAGUAUAUUGGUACAAAUAAGCCAUCUUUUGGUGUAAUUCAAUAAAUUAUAAUUAGUUAAUCUAAAAUCAUUUUGAAAAGGUUUUAGAAUAAGGUAAUACCUAACUGUUCUAGUAGAAUAUAUAGAAAAUACUUGAAGGAUUGAUUUAAAACAAUGUUUAAAGAGUCUUUAUCAGAGUUUUAUUUUAAUAUUUAAAAUAAAAUCAAGACCAAUUAAACCUUAAACAGUUUUAAGACUCAGGAAUAGCUAAAAUUUGGAAGAAUUUAUAAUUCUAAGAAUUGAAUGAAUUUAUUAUUCUUUUUUAAUUGUAAGAUUAAAUUACUGAAUAAGAGUAAAAUUUAUAAUUAUUUUAAGUUUACUUAAUCAUUACUUAGACUUGGUUUAACAAAAGAAAUUUGAUGAUGCAUUCUUGUUGUAUUAGAAUUUAAAAUUGCCAAAGAAUUAUUUUUAUAAUUUAGUAGAUUAAAUGGGAAAUAAUAAAGAUGCUGGAAAAGCUGCUGAUUUCAUCAAAAAAUUAAAUUAUGAUCCAGAAAAUUAUCCUAAGAUAGUUGAAAGACUAGAAAAAAGCUGUAUUAGAUAUUUAUCCAAAGAGUAUUCUUGGUUUUAAUGUGAAGAAAAGCUCUUGUACAAUUAAUCUUUAUUAGUUUAUUAUUGUGAAGAUGCAUAUUAUCACAAUUAUAAAAAAGAAGCACUUUCAAUAAUUAAAAGAAAUAACUUAUUAAACCAAAUAAAAAAGGAAAAUUAAAAAGAAUAUAUAAAAUAGGAUUUUUAAGAAGGAUUUGAAGAAAUUCCAAAUGUAUUGUUUGUUAAAGAUGAAUUUAAACCAACAGAAGAAUUUGUGAAUAAUGAAAAUGGUGUUUAUUUGCUUUGCUCUGAUUUUGGUUAUCAAGAAAAUCAAAUAUUUGUUGUUGAUAAAGUUGAUUAAAACUAUUUUGAUGCAUGGAAAUGUAUUCAUUCAAGCAAAGCUGUUGGUAAUAUUAAGAAAUAAAUUUAAUAGGUUAUGAUUGUGAGAAUGUAACACCUUGGACCAAAUUAGAUUAUUAAGGAUUUAAAGUCUGUUUAGUUUAAAUAGCUACAUAAAAUCAUGUGUUUUUGUUUGACUUUUAGAGACUCUAAAAUCAUUAAGAAUUUAAGGAUGAUAUAAGAAAGUUAUUAGAGAAUUUUGAGAUACCAAAAAUUGGUUUAAGUUUGAAAGAUGAUUUGAAGCACACUGUAAAUCAUUUAAAAUUGAAGAAUAUUAUAGUUAGAUCAGUGAUAGAAUUGUCAAAUUGUUUUAAAAUGUUAGAAAAAGAUCCAAAAUUAAAAUCAUUAGCAUAUAUAACAGAAUUUUAUUUUAAAAAGAAAUUGAGUAAAUAUGAAACCUGCAGUAAUUGGGAAUACAGACCUUUAAGAAAGGCUUAAAUUCAUUAUGCUGCUUUAGAUGCUAUAGCUUCUUUGCACGUAUAUUUAAAGAUGAAUGAAAUAAAUAAUCAAAUAAUAGAAGAAGAAAAGGAUGUUCUAUAAAUGGGAUAAUGAGAGAUGAUUAAAUAAUUUUUUUUUGAG